AUGAAUUUCCACUUAGAAAAUGAUAAUUCAUUAAUUGAUACAUCAAUUUUACCAAAUGAUAUAUUUACACGUAUAGAUGAUGAUUUUUUUUCUAUUGUUAAAAUAUUAGCUGGUGAUUCCGUAGUAAAUAUUUUACGAAUACAACUAAUUAAUUCGGCAAGAAAACUGUUUAAUACAUCUGAUGUGUUUGCUUUUUUUCAAAUCGAAUCAGAACAAACAGAUGCAAUAAAAGCUGAAUCUUGUUUUAAAUCUAAAACUGGACAAUAUGUUGUUAAACCCUGUAUUCAAACCGAAGAAUUAACACUGAAUGAAAAUAAUACAACUCAAAAUAAAUAUAUAUCUAACGAGUUCAUUAACAAGCAUCCGCUUUUAAAAUCUUUAAUUAAAUGGUAUCAACUAAAUGACUCGGAAGACAACAACAAAGCAAAUAGUUUUUUGGUGAUGUUCAUUGAUAAUUUGGUAUCAAAUCUUACACAAUCUUCAAAUCAUUAUAGAUACAGUGAAUCUAUUAAAAAAUUUGCCAUAUGCUUAUAUAUUCUUGGUGGCAAACAAUGUUAUGAAUUUGUUCGUUUAAAUAUGCCUGGUAGUAUACCAAGUCUACCAACAGUUUUAGAUUUAAUAAAUAAAUCUGAUAUGACUUUAACUGAAGCAUAA
Molecule: messenger RNA, 654 nt
Organism: Rotaria sp. Silwood2
Lineage: Eukaryota; Metazoa; Rotifera; Eurotatoria; Philodinida; Philodinidae
Source: the annotation of a GenBank genome assembly